Molecule: messenger RNA, 7086 nt
Organism: Merops nubicus (carmine bee-eater)
Lineage: Eukaryota; Metazoa; Chordata; Aves; Coraciiformes; Meropidae
Product: spectrin beta chain, non-erythrocytic 5-like
Exons: 44
Biological process (GO): actin cytoskeleton organization
Cellular component (GO): cell junction; cell projection; plasma membrane
Molecular function (GO): actin filament binding; phospholipid binding
Source: RefSeq, a predicted model, not a curated record
GAACUGCAGGCAGAAGUGAAUGCCCACAAACAGCAAGUCCAGCGGGUCCUGGACAAAGGAAAGACAAUGGUUGUAGGCCAGCACCCAUCAGCUCAGAAAAUAAGUGAGAAAUGCCACGAGCUUGUGGCUGCCUGGCAGGGCUUGGAGAAGGCCUGUGAGGAAAGGAUGAAGCAGCUGCAGCACUCUGUUGGCUUCCAGGAGUUUUUAAUGAAUACUUCAGACCUGGAGGCUUGGGUAGCAGAAAAACAUCCACUUGUGACAAGCAAGGACUAUGGUAAGGAUGAAGAUGGAACACUGAAACUCAUCAAGAAACAUAAGGCACUGGAGCAUGAGAUUACCAUUUAUCAAAAUUUGAUGAAAGAACUGAGUGAAAGUGCCCAAACUCUUCCUCUGGUGGGCUCCAUCCAGUAUGUUGAGGUUGAUGCACCCAAGGAACAAGUUCAUUCAAGACUCCAGGAGCUUCAGGAACUAGCUGCAGCAAGAGGGAAGAAGCUGGAGGAGACUCUUGUCUUGCAUGAGUUUCUACGAGAAUAUGAAGAUCUGCAAGACUGGAUCACUCAGCAGAGACAAGCAGCCAGCUCUGAAGACUAUGGAAAUGAUUAUGAACAUGUCUUACAACUUUGUGCCAAAUAUGACACGUUCCAACACCAGUUGGAAGCAGCUGAGAAAAGACUGGUGGGCUGCCAGCAGCUGGCAGACUUUUUUUUGAACCAUGGACACUCUGAAUCCCGGGAAAUUCGGCAGAAGCAGAGAGAGCUAAGGACCUCCUGGGAGGAGCUGUUGGAAAUGACCAGAUUGCGAGGGGAGCGGCUGAGAGAUGCUGAGGCAAUUCACAAGUGUUACCAAGAUCUGACAGAUGCUCUGGCCCAUAUUGAGGAAAAGUCCAAAAGUAUUCCAGAUGAUGUUGCUAAGGACAUGAGAGGUGUGCAAACCCAGCUAAGGAACCACGUGGCCCUAGAGCAUGAGCUCUCUGGGAAUGAGCAGCAGCUGCAGGAGCUUAUCCACUCUGCAGAUCGUGUGCUGCCCCAUUGCUCAAAGAAGCAGGUGGAAGAGCUGAGAGCAAAGCAGCAGGCACUAGUGACCAGCUGGAAGGCCCUCAAGUCUAAAGUGGAGCUGCGCAAGAAACUUCUGGAGCAAGGCUACAAGCUCUACCAGUUCCAGGCACACGUGUGGGACUAUUUCUCAUGGACAGCAGAAAUAAUAAGAGAAAUGAAAGCCAAGGAGACUAUCCGGGACCUGUCUACUAGCAGCCUGAGACUCACCCAGCAUCAGCAGCUACUGGCAGAGAUUGAAGCAAGAGAAGAGAAGUAUAGUCAUGUUGUACAGCUUGGACAGUCACUUUUGCAAGAUGAGGAAAUGGGAUCAAAAGAGAUUCAGCAGAAACUACAGGCUCUGUUGGAAGAGAAGGAAAACGUAUACAAUGAAUGGAAACAGAAGAAGGAGUGGCUGGAGAAAAUACACCAAGAACAAAUGUUCUACAAGGAUUGGGAUCACCUGGACAUGCUUCUGAAUUCACAGGAGAUUUAUCUGAAAAGCAGUGACCUCGGAAGCUCUGUAGGUGAAGUAGAGCAACUGAUAAGGAAACAUGAGGCUUUUGAGAAGCUUCUGGCAUCACAGGAUGAGAAGAUGACAUCUCUUCAAGAACAGGCAAGCAGGCUAGAAAAGAUUGGUGGUCUAGAAGGGCUAAAGAUCCAGCACAAACUAGAUACCAUUCGUAAGAGGAAGCAGCAAAUCAAGGAUCUGUCCCAGAGUAGGAGAGAGAAGCUGCAGACAACCCUUCUGCUGGCACUUUUCUACCAGAACUUGGAAGAGGCAGAAGACUGGAUCGGUGAGCGCAUGCAGAAGCUGGAGGACCCUACCAUGCAAGAUCCCACCAAUCUGCAGGACAAAAUGAAGCUGCUACAGAAACAUCAGGUCUUUGAGGCAGAAAUUCUGGCAAAUGAAGAAAUCAUCACAGCUGUUAAUAAGAAGGGAGAAGCCCUGGUAUCAAAAGGCCACCCAAAAUCAGGAGAGAUCCGUCGCCAAGUCCGCGUGCUUCAGGAGCACUGGGAGAAGUUGAAGAGAGCUGUUGCUGCCCGUGGAAGGAUGCUGGAGGACAGCAGGGACUUCCUGGAAUUUCUCCAGAAGGUGGACCAGGUGGAAGCCUGGAUCAGGGAGAAGGAAGUCAUGAUUAAUGUAGGUGACGUGGGAAAUGACUAUGAACACUGCCUGCAGCUCAUGAAAAAGCUGAACGAGUUCCGUGGAGCAACAUCAGGGGAGACAACAGUGGAUGAUGCUCACAUCAGGUCCAUCAAUGCCCUGGCCAUGAAACUGGAGAGACAGAACAAGGAAGAAACAAAGACAAUAUACGAUCGCCGGAAGCAGCUCAAUGAGAGGUGGAACAGCUUCCAUGGUAACCUGAAUGCAUACAGGAAGAAGUUAGAGGGAGCCCUAGAGAUUCAUGCCUUAAUCAGAGAAAUUGAUGACAUCACAGAGAGAAUCACAGAGAAGAGUGUACUGAUACAAGCCUUGGACUAUGGGAAAGACAUGGAAAGUGUGGAAAACCUGAUCCGAAGGCAUGAAGAGAUGGAGAGAGAAAUCAGUGUUAUUAAGUCCAAAAUGGAGCCAUUGGAACUGGAAUGUUUCCGCCUUUCCACAAGGAACCCAUCCAUUAAUGACAAACUGACUAUGAAGAAACAGGAGAUGAAAAACAACUGGCUGCGACUCCAGGGACAGGCCAAACAAAGGAAGGAGAAGCUGGCAGCCUCCUAUCAGCUGCAGAAGUUCAACUUGGAGAUGAAGGAGAUUCUAGACUGGACCCAGAACAUCAGAGGCUUAAUGGAAGCAGGGGGGCUUCCUAAAAGUGCAAAUGAAGCAGAAAGCAUGAUUGAGGAGCAUCAGGACAGAAAGGAGGAGAUUGAAGCACGAGUGGAAACAUUCAACUAUCUCAGUAACUAUGGUCAAGAACUUGCCAGUUCUGGUCACUAUGCAACCCCUGAGAUUCACCAGUCCCUCUCCAGACUACAGCAAGCCUGGUCUGAAUUGAUCCAAGCAUGGCAGGAGCAACAUAUAAAAUUGUUUCAAGCACAAGAUUUACAGAAAUUCUAUGGCUAUGUGGAACGGACUGAGAGCUGGCUCAGCAGCAAGGAGGCUUUCCUAGCUAAUGAGGAUUUAGGGGACUCCUUGUCUAGUGUGGAGAGCCUACAGCGAAAACAUGCACAGUUUGAAAAAGCCUUAGAAGCUCAGAUGGAGAAAAUUGAUGAGAUGGCUUCAUUUGCUCAGCAGCUAACCCAGAACAAGCACUAUGACUCUGACAACAUCACCAACAGAUGCCAGGCUGUUUUGAGGAGAAAAGAGAAGCUGCUGGAGAAUGCUGCUACUCGCAGACAUCUGCUAGAGGAAUCAAGGCUCCUUCAGAAGUUGCUGAGGAAUUCCUUUGAGGUGGCUGCCUGGAUGAAUGAGAAGAACAGCAUUGCCCAGGAUGACAGCUGGAAGGAUCCAAGCAAUCUGCAGACCAAGCUGCAGAAGCACCAGACUUUCCAAGCAGAGAUCAUGGCCAAUAGAAAUCGCCUGGACUCCAUCAAAUCUGAAGGGGAGAAGAUGCUCCGUGAGAGGCACUAUGCCCCUGAAGCCAUUCAGUCCAGACUCCAAGAAAUGGAAGAGCUGUGGGAGGAGCUGCUAGCAAGUUGCCAGGACAAAUGGGCCAAGCUGCAGGAUGCUUACAAGGGCCUUAAUUUUCAACGAAGUAUAGAGGAUAUAGAGAAAUGGUUGGAUGAUGUGGAAAAUGAGUUGAAAGCUCCAUAUAGUACUGAUGACCUGGUGGUUUUGGACAGUCAUCUGAAGAAACAAGAGGAACUGGAGGAAGAUAUUGCUGCCCACAGGGACCGGCUGCAAGCACUUGUGGUCACAGUUCAGCAGUUCCAGAAGGAGAAACAUUUCCUUGCUGAUGAGCUAGAAGAGAGAGUGGAUCAACUGGUGCAGAGAUACAAAAGGCUACGUGAUCCUCUGCAGGAGAGACGUGGGAGUCUGGAGGCAAGCAGGCUGCAGUACCAGUUCUUCCAAGAUGUUGAUGAGGAGUUGGCUUGGAUUCAUGAGAAGCUCCCCAUGGCUUCCUCCAAGGAUUAUGGCCAAUCUCUGGCAACUGUUCGGAGUCUACAAGAAAAGCACCAGAUUUUGGAGAAUGAGAUAAGCAGUCGGGAUGCUUUGACCAAAGCAGUGCUCAGUACAGGGCAGAAGCUGGUGAGGGGAGGCCACUCAGCCUCUCGCAAGAUUAUGGAGCGUCUGAAAGAGCUUGAGGCUUCUGUGGAAGCCCUGAAGGCAGAGGCCCAAGAGAGGAGACAGCGGCUCAUGCAGUCAUAUGAGGCCCAUCUGUUCCUGAAUGAGCUAUUGGAGGUGGAGGCAUGGCUCGCAGAGAGGAGCUUCAUUCUGGAGACCUCUGAUUAUGGGAAGAAUGAAGAAUCCACACAAGCUUUACUUCGUAAACUUGAAGCUACCAAGCUGGACAUGGAUGGUUUCAGGCCCCGGAUGGAGAAAGUGCAGGAGACAGCUGCCAGCUUAAUAAACAAAGACAGCCCAGAAAGUCCAGCCAUACUUUCAAAGCUCCAGGGGAUCCUAGCAGACUAUCAGUCUCUCCUACAGAAGGCUGAGGUGCAGAGAAAACACCUGCAAGAACAAUUCCAGCUCUAUCAGUUUGAAAGAGAAUUCCAGCUGGUGGAUGCAUGGUUUUCCAGUAAACAGUCUGUAGCAGAGUCUGAUGACUAUGGGCAGGACUUAGAUGACGUUGAGGUGCUGGAGAAAAAGUUUAAGGAUUUUGUAAAUGAGGUGAAACCUCUGGGCCAUUCCAAAGUUGUCUCCUUAAAUGAGUUAGCAUCUAAACUAGAGAAGGAAGGCCACAGCAAGAUGGACACUAUCCAGAAGAGAACAAAGCAAAUGAAUGAGACAUGGGAGAAACUUUGCCAUGCCAUCCAGACAAGGACAGAGAACCUAAGAGCAGCCAGGGAAGUUCACCAGUAUGAUCAUGAUGUGGAUGAAGUAAAGGGCUGGAUGCAAGAGAAAGAGGCAGUGGUUGAUAUAGAAGAUUAUGGAUAUGAUCUUCCAGGUGUACAGACACUCCUCAGCCAGCUUGAGGGAGUAGAGAGAGAUCUAGGAGCCAUCAUGAAAGAGCUGGAGCGGAUCCGGGGGGAGGCUUGGCACCUCAGCCGCACGUACCCUCAAGUCAAGGAGAACAUCAUGGAGAGGCUCACAGAUGUGGAUGAGUGCUGGCAAAACCUGGACAAGAAAUUUCUGGAGAGGAAGGCAAGACUGAGCCAGGCAGAACAAGUCCAGCUCUACUUCAAUGACUGCAGGGAGCUGAUGGCCUGGGCCAACGAGAUGCAUGCACUGGUGAUCUCUGAGGAGCUGGCAAGUGAUGUGCUGGGGGCUGAACUGCUCAUCAAACGUCACCAGGAAUACAAGAGGGAGCUGGAGAAGCAGUGGCUGAAAUAUGAGGAAAUGCAGCGGGCAGGAGGUGACCUGGUGAAGAAUGGACAUUUCAUGUCUGUGGAGAUUGAAGAAAAACUGCUGGAGCUGUCAGAGCUGAUGAAGAAAGUAAAGGAGAGCUGGGAGAUGAGGAAGGAGUUAUAUAUAGAAAACUGGGAGAUUCAAUUGCUCCGCAGAGAGCUGGAACAAGCAGAAGCAUGGCUGGCUACCAAGGAGAGCUUUCUUUCAGAUCCUAACUAUGGGGAUUCAGUGUCUGAAGUGGAGGCUUUGCUGAAGAAACAUCAUGACUUUGAAAAGAUGCUGGCAGCUCAGGAGGAGAAAUUUGCUCAGCUAAGCAGGAAAACUAAGAGGGAGAUGAAUCUUCUGAGACAAGUGGAAACAGAAGAGAGUGAGCAGAAGGAUAAAGGCAAGAUUGUACGGGUUCCCUCUCUGAAAAGAAAACCAUCUGACAAAAGGAAUACAGCACCAAAAGUGAUGGAAAUAAAGAGCACAACACCACUGCCAGCUGUGCCCUUACCCAGCCUGCCCUCCAGGACCCCACUUGAAACUAUUUUCUCCCCUGUUGAAAAGUCUCCAUCAACAUUCCAACAAUUCACUGCUGAAGAAGCCCCAGAAGUGCUGAGCAGCAACAGAACAGAAAUGAAAGCUGAGAGGAGGCUCAGUGAGGUUAUCACUCCACCUACACCAAAGACAGUGGGCCCACAAGCUGCAGCUUUGGAACAUCACAGUCCUUUAAGCUCUCCUUUAUCUCCAGCUCCCAUAAAUCAGCAGCACAGCAGCAGUCUGUCAGAGUCACAUGCCACAGGCCUUUUGUCACCUCAGGAAAAAAGUGCUAGAGGCUCCUUUUUGUCCAAUAUGCAGCCAAAGCUGAUGACAGCUCCACCUGAGCCUGACCAAAGGUCACUAGAUAAAUCACCAAAGUUACUGCUGUCUAACUCUUCUUGUGAGAGAUUAGAGAAUACAUCUUUGGUUUCUGCAAGUCUUCAGCACAUGGAGGGAUUCCUACAAAAGAGAGACCAGCUCUUGCCAGGAAGAAAACAGCCAAGCUCAAGGUCUUGGAAAUCCUUCUACGUAAAACUUGAUGGAUUAAAGCUUGAUUUCUAUAAUGAUGAAAAAGAAGCAUCUAAGAACGUGGCCACACUCCUGUCCAUCAGCAUUCCUGGUGCCAAAUGUGAGAGGCUGGCAAAUUACAUCAGGAAAGAGAACACCUUCAUGUUGAGGCUGAGAGAUGGGGCAGAGUAUUUCUUUGCAGCACCCUCUCAGACACUGAUGGAGGACUGGCUGCAGUCACUACAGAAUAAUAUAGAACACAGUAACAGGUCAUAUCCCACAGUGAGGGUGCAACCUUCAACUCCAAACACAGAGACCUCUCAGACAAGACUGUGGGACUUUCCAGACAGAGACUCUGCUGAAAGACUAACCACCAAAAGCUCACUCCUGAGGAGAACACCAUCCUUCAAGAUCAAACCAGAGAGAGCUUCUGCAGAACUUUCCAGAGAUGUUAGAGAAGAUGGGACUGCAGUGACACGAGACUCCAUCACCACCCUAAGCCUAGAACAAGGUGGUAACAAAACAAAACAGCUUCCAUCUCUACUAGAAGGAAGAGAAAAAUUAUAUCUGCCUCAAUGA